Molecule: messenger RNA, 1087 nt
Organism: Suncus etruscus (white-toothed pygmy shrew)
Lineage: Eukaryota; Metazoa; Chordata; Mammalia; Eulipotyphla; Soricidae
Product: zinc finger protein 660
Exons: 1
Coding region: 1-996 (331 amino acids)
Biological process (GO): regulation of transcription by RNA polymerase II
Molecular function (GO): DNA-binding transcription factor activity, RNA polymerase II-specific; RNA polymerase II cis-regulatory region sequence-specific DNA binding
Source: RefSeq, a predicted model, not a curated record
AUGAGGAGAAUUACAAGAAGCUUCAAACAGAAGACUGUUAAAGAUAAUAAGGUACUGCCGGAAGUGGGUACCCAACAAUCUAGAAAAGGUGGAGACCAAUGCUCUUAUCCUGUAAAUGAUAACAUUCCGGCUGAAAAGAAACAGUACAUAUGUGCAGAGUGUGGGAAAGCCUUUAGUCAGAGCGCAAACCUUACAGUGCAUGAGCGAAUUCACACAGGAGAGAAACCUUUUAAGUGUAAGGAAUGUGGGAAAGCCUUCAGUCAUAGCUCCAACCUUGUUGUUCAUCAGAGAAUCCACACUGGUCUGAAGCCCUACACAUGCAAUGAAUGUGGGAAAUCAUUCAGUGGUAAGUCACACCUCAGACGGCACCAAGGAAUCCACAGUGGGGAGAAAACGUAUGAUUGUAAGGAAUGUGGGAAAGCCUUCAGUCGACGUUCCGGUCUCAUUUCACACCACCGAGUUCACACUGGGGAGAAGCCCUACACUUGCAUUGAGUGUGGGAAAGCCUUUAGUCGGAGUUCAAAUCUUACUCAGCAUCAGAGGAUGCAUAAAGGGAAAAAGGUUUACAAAUGUAAGGAGUGUGGGAAAACAUGUGUUUCUAAUACAAAGAUUAUGGACCAUCAGAGAAUUCACACAGGAGAGAAGCCUUAUGAGUGUGAUGAGUGUGGGAAAGCUUUUAUUUUGAGGAAGAUGCUUAAUGAACAUCAAAGACUUCAUCGUAGAGAAAAACCUUACAAGUGUAGUGAGUGUGGAAAAGCUUUUACUUCUAAUCGAAACCUUAUUGAUCAUAAGAGAGUUCACACUGGAGAGAAACCCUAUAAGUGUAAUGAAUGUGGGAAAACCUUCAGGCAGACUUCACAAGUUAUUCUACAUUUGAGAACUCAUACUAAGGAGAAACCCUAUAAGUGUGAUGACUGUGGGAAAGCCUACCGGUAUAGCUCACAACUUAUUCAACACCAGAGAAAACAUAACGAGGAGAGAGAAACCUCAUCAUAAAUGUUGUGGUUAUAGAAUUAAUUGCUAGUUUCUGGAAAAGCAUUUGUUUUAGUAUCAUCAACUCUUUAUUUCUGAGAUUCCAGAAGUAGAU